AUGGCGUUCUGGAAGGGCUGGGCGUUAUGGCAGAAGUUGAGCAUUGCUCUAGCAUUCCUUCUUCUCCUUGUCCUCGUCUACUCCUUCAGCGUCCUCACCUACAAUAGGCGAAAGAUCAGGAAACAAGCUGCCGAAGAAGCAAGCCAGCGAGCGGAGCAGGAAGCUGAGAUGGGCGAGGCCGGAUCGUCAUCGAACGAGAUACCAUUUGGCGCUAGAGCACUGGAAAAGGGAAUCGAAGUCGAGGGUAUAUGGACGAUGAAGCGACACUCCCUUAAGCCAGCGAGUAUUGCAGAGAAGAAACGGUCAUCAGUACUAGGUUCGCUACUCAGACAUAAAUCGACAACCAGCAGUCUCCAGACGCCUCACAUCAUUGAGCCUCAAUCCACCAACAAUUCCGACCCGCACCGCAAGUCAGGGAGCGCAGAGAGUCAAGCUGAGAGUGUACUUGAGAGCAUCCACAUUGACACUUUCCGGUCCAGUCGGCCUCCGAGGCUUGAUAUUAGCGGUCGCCACGGACAAAAAACAUCCGACAUGGAGAGGCCGCCCUCUCGAGGGUGGUUUGCCUCCCGCAGCUCAUGGAUGAAACCCAUCGUAGGGUAUAAGCGAUCCUCAGUACGUGAUGGGCGCCAUCGAGGUUCAUCGGAGGAUUUCAGGCGCAGGUUCAGCAAGCUCUUUGACGAGACUCUUCCGCCAGGGCCACAACCACGCGAGAUGUUCCAGCUCACUCCGAUCUAUCAAGUGUCGACAGAGGAUAGCAUUGGAACAAGAUCGAUGGAGAGAGUCAUUACUCCCCUUGCUGUAAAGUCGAGGGGGGAAAUUCAGCCAUAG
Messenger RNA from Aspergillus mulundensis, 828 nucleotides. RefSeq lists its product as uncharacterized. NCBI's taxonomy places the organism in Eukaryota, Fungi, Ascomycota, Eurotiomycetes, Eurotiales, Aspergillaceae. The record is from RefSeq and is a predicted model, not a curated record. The coding region runs from base 1 to 828 and encodes 275 amino acids. The transcript is spliced from 4 exons.